Molecule: messenger RNA, 1335 nt
Organism: Aspergillus clavatus NRRL 1
Lineage: Eukaryota; Fungi; Ascomycota; Eurotiomycetes; Eurotiales; Aspergillaceae
Gene: sun1
Product: SUN family protein UTH1
Exons: 3
Coding region: 1-1335 (444 amino acids)
Biological process (GO): fungal-type cell wall organization
Cellular component (GO): cell surface; fungal-type cell wall
Source: RefSeq, a predicted model, not a curated record
AUGAAGUUCAACACCGUUGCUCUCACUCUAGCCACGGCUGGUACCCUGGUGAACGCCCAGCAUCGUCACCACCAUCGUCACCACCAGCAGUAUAAGCGCGAGGGCCAGGUCGAGCAGGGCCCCACAGUCGUCGAGUACGAGCUUGAUGGAACUGUGAUUCCCGUUGAGAAGGUGUGCGAAGGUCUCGCCGAUGGUAGCCUCAAGUUCGCCAACAAUGAUCAUCCCACCAAUGUCUGUGACAACUUGAGCAGCAGCUCCUCUGCUUCUACUUCUGCUCCCGAGGUCACCCCCACCGUCGCCCCAGCUCAGUUCAUUGAACUCUCAUCGGUUGUUGUCCCGCUCUCCUCGACCACGACCUCGACCUCGACCUCGACCUCGACCUCGACUUCGACGUCGACGUCGACCACGGCCUCGACCACGACGUCGACCACGACCUCGUCCUCUAGCUCGAGCACAGCGGCGACCACAGCGCCUUCUAACACCUCUAGCCCCAAACCUCCCACCGCCACCGGCUUGGAUGCUGAUUUCCCUGAUGGAGAGCUGGACUGUGGUACCUUCCCCUCCGAUUACGGCGCCAUUCCCCUUGACUACCUUGGUCUUGGUGGAUGGUCCGGAAUUCAGUACGUCACUUGGGGCGCCGAGCACAUCAGUGGCAUUGUGACCGCUGUCACUGGUGAUUCUUGCACCCCUGGUGCCAUGUGCUCCUAUGCCUGUCCUCCUGGCUAUCAGAAGUCUCAGUGGCCCCUGACUCAGGGUGCUACUGGCCAGUCUGUUGGUGGCAUUGAAUGCCGCAAUGGAAAGCUUCACCUCACCAACCCUAACCUCUCCAAGAAGCUUUGCGUUCCUGGUGUUGGAGGUGUUCAUGUCCAGAACAACGUUGGCGAGACUGUUGCUGUUUGCCGUACCGAUUAUCCUGGUACCGAAUCCGAGACCGUUCCCCUUGCCCUUGGCCUCAACGAUCUUCAGCCCCUGACCUGCCCCGAUGGCGAGAACUACUACAAGUGGCAGGGCAAGACCACCUCCGCCCAGUAUUACGUCAACCCCAAGGGUGUGUCUACUCAGAAGGGCUGCCAGUGGGGUGAUGGCAGCCAGCCUGUCGGUAACUGGGCUCCCAUCAACCUGGGUGUCGGCCAGAACAACGGCAAAUGGCUCUCCAUCUUCCAGAACAGCCCUACCACCAACGCCAAGCUCGACUUCAACAUCAAGAUCAAGGGUGACAACCUCAGCGGAUCCUGCAAGUACGAGGAUGGUGUCUUCCACUCUGAGACCGGUACCAGCAGCUCUGGUUGCACUGUUGAGGUCAUGUCUGGUGAUGCCACCUUUGUCUUUUACUAG